GUUUGUUUCAAAAAAAUCAAUAAACAUCUGAAAAACUCAAUAUUAAAUUUUUAAGGAAUUGAAAUGUUCAAAUCAUUAAUAAAAGCUCUUCGCUUAGCAACAUGCAAAUUAUCUAGCUCAGUAGUCAUUCCGAUUAUCAUUUACAUAAUAUUUAUAACAUUUAUGCUCAAUUUGACAUUCCCAAAUGGAAUUGGUAAACAACGAGGACAUCACAAUAAUAAUCUUGAUAUAUCCGAUGAAGAAUCGUCAGACUCUGAUGAGCAUCCAGGAGAACUGAAUCGAGUGUUUCACAGUGACACAAUUCGCGAUGGAAUGUUUCAGGAGCCACAAGUUCUUGGAGAUAAUUCUGAUCCACUGACGAUCAUUAAAUUUGCAUAUAAAAAGGCUGACGCAAAUUCUGAUGGACUUGUAACAAUUAGGGAACUUGCAAAGUAUAUUAAUUUAAGAAUUCGUGACCAUAUUGACACAUCAAUCAAAAGAAAUCCACAAAUAUUUGCUGAGAUUGAUAAAUCACCAACUGAUGGACUUGUUAGCUGGAAUGAGUAUCAUACGUACUUUUUGAAGAAUCUAAAAUUAGAUCUUGAUGAAAGCUACAUUACAAGUCACGAUGAGACUAAACAUGUGAAGCUUGAUAGGAAAUCUAAAGAGGCUCUUAUGAGAGAUAAGGCUCGAUGGGCAGAAGUUCUAAGUUCAGAUCCAUAUGCAUUGACUCUUGAUGAAUUCCUAGCAUUUAUGCAUCCUGAAGCUAGUACAUCAAACUUACUGAAUGUCGUUGAAGAUAUUCUCAGGCAUUUUGACAGCGAUGGAGAUGAUCAGCUUACUGUCGAAGAAUUCACAAACACAUUCAGUUCCAAUGCUGAAAAUAAGAAAUUAUUCAUAAGUGAUAAUUUAGAUGAAAGAAAGGCAGAGUUUAAGAAGUUGAUUGAUAAGAAUCGUGAUGGAAAGGCUGAUCGAGCAGAACUUCUUCAAUUUGUCGAUCCACGAAAUUCACGAUAUGCAAUUCAAGAGGCAGCUAUGCUGAUAAGUCUAGCAGACAACAAUAAAGACAAGAAGCUAACAAUUGAUGAGAUGAUUAAUAAGCAAGAUUUAUUUAUGGGAUCAAAAUUUAUAAGUUUAAUUGAGAAUUUUCAUAAUGAAUUUUAAGCUAUUUUAGUGAUCUCUUGAUUGAUAUUAUUUUAUUAUUAUUUUUAUUUUUAACA
Chironomus riparius is the source of this 1199-nucleotide messenger RNA. Lineage: Eukaryota; Metazoa; Arthropoda; Insecta; Diptera; Chironomidae. The record is from the annotation of a GenBank genome assembly.